AUGGGUGAUCACUUGGUUCUAGAUGUGAAUCAACCCAUUAAAAGGAGUGCAGACAUGGAAGUCCCUUCAUCUUCCAAUACAGAAGCUCUUGUAGAAGAUGAAAAUGGGGCUUCUUAUGAUGAGGAAGCACCUCUAUUAACAAUGGCAGAGUGUCGUAUUUGCCAAGAGGAAGAUUCCAUUGAUGCUUUAGAGACACCCUGCAGUUGCAAUGGCAGUCUUAAGUAUGCUCACAGGAAGUGUGUUCAACACUGGUGCAAUGAAAAGGGUGACAUAACUUGUGAGAUAUGCCAUCAGCCUUAUCAACCUGGCUAUAUUGCUCCACCUCCCCGACCUUGCAUGGAAGAGACCACCAUAGACAUUGGGGGAGCAUGGCAAAUCUCAGAAGCUGAUCGUCAAUAUCUUGAAGCAGAGUACGAUGAUUAUAAUUCCACAAAUGCCAGCGGGGCAGCCUUUUGUCGUUCAGUUGUUUUAAUUUUGAUGGCUCUUUUGCUUCUACGCCAUGCGUCAUCUGUGCCUGAUUCUGAAGGAGAUGGAGAUGGAGAUGAAGACGCAUCCACGUUUUUAACUCUUUUCUUGCUUCGGAUUGCGGGGUUUCUUUUGCCCUGCUACAUCAUGAUUUGGGCCAUCAACAUUUUGCAGCGUCGAAGGCAAAGACAGGAGGCUGCAGCAUUGGCGGCUGCCCAAUUUGCUUUUGUACUGCAAGCGGGUCAAAGAAACGGGCUGCAUUUGACCGUAUCUUCUUUGGGGCCCGCACCAGCCCAAGCACCUGCACCCGCACCCACUGUGACUCCAACUGCUGCACCACAAGAUGAAAAUGUUUAAUAGUUGAGAUGAUUGAGGAAAAAAAUUAUUCAUUUUUUGUUUUUUGUUUUUUUUGGUUAGAUGAUGAGAUCAGAUUUAUUGUGAAUAAUCGAGUGUUUAUGUUUAAUGUAUAAUGAUUCAUCAUCUGAUAUGAAUUAUGAAAGCCAUUUGACAGUUUCUGUAUGAUUGACCCUUUGACCAUGUUUAAGUCGU
This is a messenger RNA of Lactuca virosa, 1014 nucleotides long. The record is from the annotation of a GenBank genome assembly. Lineage: Eukaryota; Viridiplantae; Streptophyta; Magnoliopsida; Asterales; Asteraceae.